AUGGCCAAAAAGGGCUACUUGCAUCAUGUUUCCCACAUCAUAAAGCAUUUUUUGUCGCUCCACAUCUCCAUAGUCAACCUCAAGAGACUAGCCUUUGUGAUAGCAUUGGUCUCGUGUCUCAGUUCAGGAUCAAUUAUGUUGUUCACCUUGUUUUCCAACUCGAUGCAUGAACUCUUGGGCUUUUCCUACUUGGAAGUCAACUUCAUAGCCUCUCUUUCGUCGAUUGGAAUGUACCUCUGUUUACCUGUGUUGGGCUAUUUGGGCGAUAGCUAUGGUCCUGCAUUAUUGUCACUCUUUCUGAUCUGGUUCUUUUGCCCCAGUUAUUUCAUCAAUGCUGGUCUUGUCCAGGGCUUGCAAUCAGUAGAAAAGGGCCACUUUGAUCGUGGCUAUAUCGUAGGUUUCAGCAUUACCUUUUGUUUGAUCGGAUUGGCUACGUCGUCGUUGUACUUCUCAAGUUUGUUGACCUGUGCUAAAAUCUAUCCAAAUCACAAGGGAAUGGCCAUUUCGCUUCCUAUCACCUGUUAUGGCCUCUCGUCUCUCAUUGGCUCGCAGCUAUUGAAGCUGCCGUUUUUCUUGACUCCUAAUACUGACUAUUUAGACCUUUACAAGGUGUUCAACUUCUUUGGUAUCCUCUACUUGUUCAUGGGUAUCCUUAAUUUUGUCUCCAGCUCCAUUGUCAUUGUAGAACAGGAGAUCAUCUUCAACGGUGAAGUAACAGAACAGACUGCUCUUUUGCCGGACUCCGAUAAUGAUUCUGAUCUCGAACUCGCACCCCAACAUUCCAUUAUCGAGCCUCCUAACCACCACGAACGCUACAUAGCGUUUUUGAAGGAUAAGUCUGCGUGGAUCUUACUCAUGUCUUUGAUUUUGAAUAUCGGUCCUUUGGAGAGUUAUCAAAACAACUUGGGAAAUACCUUGAGAAACAUCACCCACAACAUCAGUUUAUCGGAUCAAGUCAGUGUCAUGGCUGCGUUUUCCACUAUAAUACGUCUUGUGUUGGGAGCUUUAUCAGACUACCUAUCUUCUCCAAACAGGAAGUCUCCUAUCUGUCGGAUUUGGCUCUUAGCGAUCGUAUGCAUUGUAGGAGUUUUAGGACAGUAUAGCCACAAUUUCUUGACACCACAGAACGACCAUUUAUACCCAAUUGUCUCUGCAUUGAACGGAUCUGCUUACGGUGGAUUGUUCACUUUGUAUCCUACAGUUGUCGCAACAAUCUGGGGUCUAGAUAUCAUGGGCUCUACUUGGGGUUCGUUUAUGGUUGCGCCAGCAAUUGGCUCCGUUGUGUUUUCGUUACGAUUCGGAAGAUUGGUGGAUUCAAAAUGUGCUUCAAUUAACAAACUCUUUGGGGCCAACUGCUUAAGUGAAUACUACAAUGGAACAUCGUUGAGUUUAGCCAUCAGUAUCCUCUUGAUCACUUACGCUUGGAAGAGCAUCUGGUCCAAGAGGGGCUUCUUAGUGUUCUAA
Molecule: messenger RNA, 1464 nt
Organism: Scheffersomyces stipitis CBS 6054
Lineage: Eukaryota; Fungi; Ascomycota; Pichiomycetes; Serinales; Debaryomycetaceae
Exons: 2
Coding region: 1-1464 (487 amino acids)
Biological process (GO): transmembrane transport
Cellular component (GO): membrane
Molecular function (GO): transmembrane transporter activity
Source: RefSeq, a predicted model, not a curated record